This is a messenger RNA of Paecilomyces variotii, 630 nucleotides long. RefSeq lists its product as hypothetical. The transcript has 2 exons. NCBI's taxonomy places the organism in Eukaryota, Fungi, Ascomycota, Eurotiomycetes, Eurotiales, Thermoascaceae. The coding region runs from base 1 to 630 and encodes 209 amino acids. The record is from RefSeq and is a predicted model, not a curated record.
AUGAAUGCGAAAGAGGACAUAAUUGACCUCUGGGGGGCACCAGUAAUGGAAACAGCAGUUUUGGGAAGGCUCAAAGCUCAAAUGUCACCAUCAGCACCUGCCUCCUCCGGUAUUCGUAUAAGCUGCAAGUACAUGAGCAUACCCGCCAUCGCGCACGAAGUUAAUGAUCUCCGAAAAGACAGCGAUGAAUCUGCAAUAUACGGCAUCUGGGAUGUCAUCCUGAACUGGACUUUUCCAGUCACAGCGGGAUAUAUCACCCGUCCACAAGUAAGCCAUUCGUUUCAUGACGGCAAGAGAGGAUAUUCAGAUUUUCAUACAUUCGAAUUGGGAGUGCAACCGUGGAAACUCUUCCUCAUCACACAGUGCAAGGCGUACAAACUGCAGAGUUAUGAGUCUGUUUGGGAUAAUGGAUACUUCCAGUUGCGAGAGUAUAUCCGCUCCCAGCACCCUGACAGGACUGCCACCUCCCCUAUUUACGAGAUCUUAGCUGUUGGGCAGCGCGUGAGCUUCUUCUUAUUCAACCCUGUAACCCAGCACCUGCAUGCAUGGCGGCCAAGUGCUCAGUGGGCAUUGGCACAUCAUACUGCUCAUGGAAAGCGUCGGAUUUCUAAAUGUGAAAUGCCAUUCUAA